UUCUUAGAAACACUUGUGUUCAUUUGUCAAUAGCAUUGCUUGUGUUCAUCAGGUCGAGAAUGUCUACAAUAGAAUCAUUAUAUCAUGUUACCAGAAUAAUAACUGACACACUAAUUAUAAUUUGAUGAAUAAGCAAAAUAAUAGAGUGGACGAAGGAAUUAUAUACGGAAUUAUAUACAUGGAAUUAGUAUAUAAAACAAAAAACUAUUGUGCAGUGCACAACAUAGACUGUUGGAUGAGGGGCAAGUCUACUGAUAUUGGAGGUUCUCCCUCCAUCCAACCAUUUGGACUGAAAAACAGGGGACUUUUGUCCAACUACAUGGGUGACAAAGAAAUUAUAUACAGCAUGCAUGCUUGAGGGAAUCAAAAUGAAAGGAAAAUUCUUGAGUCUUUACUCAAGGGUUUCUGAGGCCUGCCAAUCGCUUCUCAAGCUCAUCAACACCCGAACUGCAAUAACGAAUACCAGAUGUUAGAAAAAAAAUGAUAAAGUUUUCUUUGCCUUGGGAAAUUAUUUUUAAGUUUUAAGAGGGGUUUUCAAUUUCCGUCGUUUCCGAGAAAAGCUGGGGGGGGUUUGCUCUGCAUUUCCUUUUCCCUUACAAACUCCGGCGAGGUCUCCGAACAAGCUAUCGCUACUCCUUUUAAUCCCAUUUCAGCAACGGAGUUCGGUUUUCGAUUUUCCCCUAUAUUUUUUCGAAGCAAAAUCAAAGAGAAAAUGCUCCGCUGAAAUGUUUUUGUACUGUUCUCUUUCGUUCUGUAAAGCCAAACAAGUCAAGUAUUCCGGAGAAGUAUUCAAGGGUCGGUUCUUUUUGUUGGGUUCGUUGAGGACUAGGGUUUUGGGGAGCUAGUCAAAAGUUGGCGUCUUGCUUGCGUGAGAGACUACAAUAGGUCUUUUUCCGGACGUUUGGAGCAAGUUUUGGUAAUCUUUUUGUAAACCAGUAGGUUUUGAGGAUUGGUUUUGGGCUUUCGGCGUUUUGCUUGCGCGUGGGAGAAUCUAAAUUGUGAAUUGACUUCUGCUUAGUGACUUUGAAUUUCUUGUUUGAGGGGUCAAACUGUUGCAUUUGAAGGGUUGGUAAAGGUUGGAGCUUGGAGCUUGAAUUUUGAAUUUGAUGAGAUAGAAAGACUGCUAUGGAUAUUGAUUCGGCAGAGGAGGUUGCUUGCUUGGACGCCGGACUCUUGCUGCUUAAUGAGGUGUCACCAUUUGCUCUUAAAUUGAGUCCUCAGCUUGUGGAGGAAUUGUACUCUCAGUGGCUUUCUCUUCCAGACACAGCCCGACUGGUGAAAUCUUUGAUAGAUGAUGCAAAGGCAGGGACUGCCAUUAAUGUCUCAAGUGCAAAUGCUGCUGGUAGCAAUUCACUGCCUUCCAUGUUCCCUGCUGGUACUGCACCUCCACUUUCACCACGAAGUUCAGCUGUUUCUCCUUGCACAUCAAAGCAAAGGAAUAGCCCUUCGUCUCUAGGCUCCCCAUUAAAAUUUUUUACUGAGCCAAUACAAGAAGAGAUUCCUCAGUUCUAUUUUCAAAAUGGUCGUCCACCACCAAAAGAUCUGAAAGAACACUGUCUUUCUAGUAUUAAUCAUCUUUUUAAUGAUCAUCCAAAUGGAUUGCACAUAGAUGAGUUUAAACCAGUGACGAAGGAAGUUUGCAAGCUACCAACAUUCCUUUCGUCUGCACUUUUUAGAAAGAUAGAUAUUGACUGUACUGGGAUAGUGACAAGGGAUGCCUUCAUUAAGUUUUGGGUUGACGGCAACAUGCUAGCAAUGGAUAGAGCCACUCAAGUAUUUAAAAUUCUUAAGCAGUCAGACCACAACUUUCUUACUCAGGUUGACUUCAAACUUGUUCUUCAAGAACUUUUGGAGACUCAUCCAGGAUUAGAAUUCCUACGAGGAACUCCUGAAUUUCAAGAAAGAUACACUGAAACUGUCAUAUACAGAAUAUUUUAUUAUAUAAACAGAUCAGGGAAUGGUCAUCUUACCCUGAGGGAGCUGAAACAUGGAAAUCUUAUUGCUGCAAUGCAACAAGCAGAUGAGGAAGACGACAUUAACAAAGUUCCUAGGUACUUCUCAUAUGAACACUUUUAUGUUAUAUACUGUAAGUUCUGGGAGAUGGACACAGACCAUGAUUUCUUGAUUGACAGAGAGAGCCUCCUUAGAUAUGGUAAUCACAGCCUCACAUACAGGAUUGUUGACAGAAUCUUUUCACAGGUUCCAAGGAAGUUUAACAGCAGGGUUGAAGGGAAGAUGGAUUAUGAAGAUUUUGUUUACUUCAUUCUUGCAGAGGAAGACAAAUCUUCUGAACCUAGCCUGGAGUAUUGGUUCAAGUGUAUAGAUUUGGAUGAAAAUGGAGUGCUUAGACCAAAUGAAUUGCAAUUCUUUUAUGAGGAGCAGUUACAUCGGAUGGAAUGCAUAGGCCUAGAACCUGUGCUCUUUGAGGAUAUAUUGUGUCAAAUAGUUGACAUGAUUGCACCUAAGAGGGAAGAUUAUAUCACACUACGUGAUUUGAAAGGAUGCAAACUUUCAGGAAAUGUUUUCAAUAUCCUAUUCAAUCUCAAUAAGUUCAUGGCAUUUGAAACUCGAGACCCAUUUCUCAUUCGCCAGGAACGUGAGGAUCCAACAUCAACAGAAUGGGAUCGCUUUGCACACCGGGAAUACAUCAGGCUUUCAAUGGAAGAAGAUGUUGAAGAUGCAUCAAAUGGGAGUGCUGAUGUUUGGGAAGAAUCCCUUGAAGCUCCUUUUUAAGUUGCGAUAACCUAAACUUCCAUGGGAAAUUGACGAAUCAAAUAGAUUUCAAGCGAAGACUUGUUAUGGGGAUACACUCCUUGGAGCAAACUGAUUGCAACCUGAAUAGUGGUCUUUAAGCAGCCAUUUACCUUGAAUAUGGAUGUGUUCCAGGCAAUCUGCUGGAUAUUUUGCACCUAUAUUAAGUUGUGCUCCAAACAGUGACUAUUCUGAGACGGCAUCAUUCCCCAAUCCCCAGGUAUCAAUAGUAUGCUAUAGUGUUAUAGAUGGUAGUUGUCUUGGCUGUUCAGUUUCCCGACUCCCAUUUUUCUAAUUAUUGUGCAUUGGAUUCGGCAUAUGGUCUUUUACCAAACUAAAUCGGAAAAGUGAAAAAACGAAUGAAUAAGGUGGGACUGUUAACUCUUGUAACUGUUAGAUGAGGGUUGAAAAGGCUCAAAUUCUUUUAUUCAUGUUAUCACGGAACACUGUUAGAUGUUCUGGUAAAUGAAAGGAUGGUGCAUAA
Molecule: messenger RNA, 3235 nt
Organism: Rubroshorea leprosula
Lineage: Eukaryota; Viridiplantae; Streptophyta; Magnoliopsida; Malvales; Dipterocarpaceae
Source: the annotation of a GenBank genome assembly